AUGGCAUAUCCUCAGGGCUACUUGUACCAGGCGUCCAAUACUCUGGCUCUGUACUCAUGUCCUUCAUUUGGCUCGGGUGCGUUAUCUGUUCCGCGCACUGAUGAGCUGGGCAGAGGAAACUCCGGCUCUGCUUUCGCUCCUUACGCAGGAUCUACAGCUUUCAGUAGCCAGACUGCAGCAUUCACCUCGCUCCAGUAUGGAUCUGAACCUGCGACAGCUCCCCAGUUCUCCUCAUUCGUGGGUUCUCCGUAUGAAGCGUCUGCAGGUCUGGCUGCAUCUCUGGGUUAUCCUCAUCCGUACGCCGCUCCGCUGCCAGGCUUCUCCCUCGGAGACCCAGCUUAUCGCAAAAACGCUACCCGGGAUGCCACUGCCACUCUCAAAGCUUGGCUGAGCGAACACAGAAAGAACCCGUACCCCACCAAGGGCGAGAAGAUCAUGCUGGCUAUCAUCACCAAAAUGACCCUCACCCAAGUGUCCACCUGGUUUGCCAACGCGCGCAGGAGGCUGAAAAAGGAGAACAAGAUGACCUGGACUCCGCGAAACAGAAGUGAGGAUGAAGACGAGGAAGAUAAUAUCGACCUAGAGAAAAAUGAUGAUGAAGAGAACCCGAUUAAAACAGCCGAGAUGGCAGAGUCAACCAAAGAAUUGGGCCUUCAGGUGAAUCCAGCACUUCUGCCUGCAGAGAAGCACACCGACGACGAAGCGGAUCGUAUAAUUAACACCUCCAGUCCGAGGAACCGAGACUCAUCAGCACCCACGACGUCAUCUCCUAAAGUCGUGUCGGACAGAGUGGGAUCAGAGACCCUCUCAGAUUUGGGAGAGCCACCGAGCAGACUGAAUGCACCGGGCGAGAGCGGCCACCCCAUAUCUGUCAUUCAUUCUACGAACCCGACCCCCAAACCUAAACUGUGGUCUCUGGCCGAGAUCGCUACAUCGGAUAAAACCGAGAGAGAUCGGACGCAGACUUGCGGAGGCGCUCAGAGUCCGCUCAUCAUCAGUAACAGUGCGUUCUCCCCCUCCCGAUCUCCCACACGAGGACCUCCUUUACUCCCCAGACAUCUUUACUACGCGUCCGCUUUUUAUCCCGCAUUCACGAACUACAGCGCCUUCAGCCCGGCGGCGGCUCGCACCUCCAACCCGCUCUGUGGGAACGGAUUAAUCGAGCCUGGUUUGCACAGAGCACUCAGAGCAAACAACCCUGCAGCUCAGAUCUGCAAAGAUAUCACACAUGAGGAGGAAGACUGCAAACGCUAA
Trichomycterus rosablanca is the source of this 1254-nucleotide messenger RNA. RefSeq names its product iroquois homeobox 5b (gene irx5b). Lineage: Eukaryota; Metazoa; Chordata; Actinopteri; Siluriformes; Trichomycteridae. Gene Ontology annotation, biological process: regulation of transcription by RNA polymerase II; cell development; neuron differentiation. The coding region runs from base 1 to 1254 and encodes 417 amino acids. Gene Ontology annotation, cellular component: nucleus. The record is from RefSeq and is a predicted model, not a curated record. Gene Ontology annotation, molecular function: RNA polymerase II cis-regulatory region sequence-specific DNA binding; DNA-binding transcription factor activity, RNA polymerase II-specific. The transcript is spliced from 3 exons.